AUGUACCAAUACUGUUUCUCAUGUGGAUCGGACGCACAGACCAUUCAUUCCGCCGUUCGAUAUUCCAAGAGAUUCAUCUUUUCGAAAAUGGCCAACCCACGAAUGCAUUCCAUCGGUCCGACUGUCGUCGGCUUAGGUAUCAUACCCUUCUUGCCCUCAUUAUUCGACGAGCCAGUGGAACAUCUUGUGGACAAGACUUUCGACCAAAUCGAGAGGAAAAUCUUGGGCGGAAUCGUCCCUGAACGCUCGGAUGUCGCCAAGCCCAAAGCAGAAUGA
Puccinia triticina is the source of this 276-nucleotide messenger RNA. RefSeq lists its product as uncharacterized. Bases 1 to 276 code for a protein of 91 amino acids. Lineage: Eukaryota; Fungi; Basidiomycota; Pucciniomycetes; Pucciniales; Pucciniaceae. Gene Ontology annotation, biological process: mitochondrial fission. The record is from RefSeq and is a predicted model, not a curated record. The transcript is spliced from 3 exons. Gene Ontology annotation, cellular component: mitochondrion.